This is a messenger RNA of Marmota flaviventris (yellow-bellied marmot), 1743 nucleotides long. NCBI's taxonomy places the organism in Eukaryota, Metazoa, Chordata, Mammalia, Rodentia, Sciuridae. The record is from RefSeq and is a predicted model, not a curated record.
CGGCUGGGGGCGAGGCCGGCGAGACCGAGACCUCGGGUUGGAGCAGCAGCCUGGAAGAGACUUUGCGCGUUCUGGGUUCAAUAGUAGAGUAUCCAUAUGUCCACUUCCUAAUCUUGCAACAACAACAAAAAGGACCAGCCAAGAACCUGUCAUUCUGAUUUCAUUCAUUCCUGGGUUGUGAUACCCAUAAUAAGAAUCUAUCAGGGCCAAGAUCCGUUUUCCCAGACGUGAGAAUUGAACAUCCCAGAAAUCAAGACACCCUCCUCAAUGCUCAGGAGACCCAGGAUUCUGUGCUACACAAGUGAGCAACCUGAAAGCCAGGAAAUGGAACCCUUGACAUUCAGGGAUGUGUUCAUUGAUUUCUCUGAAGAGGAAUGGGAAUGCCUGGAUUCUGCUCAGCAGACUUUAUAUAGAGAUGUGAUGUUAGAGAUCUAUAGAAACCUGGUAUUUUUGGGUAUAUGUUCUCAUCAAGCCCAAGAAUUUGCACCAGAGCAGGAAAUAAAAUAUUUAUUCCAAAAUAUGAAAAAGGAAAGAAAACAUCAGUGUGAUCAUUUUAAACAGAAGCUUCACAAAGAUAAUAAAAGUGAGAAAGUUUUUAAUCGAGUGUCAAAAUUUAUCUAUCCAAGCUUUGAUAUUCAAGAAAAGAACGACAAAUGUAUAGGACGUUUAAGAGCUUUAAAUAAAAUUGCAAGCAUUACUGAACACCAGAAAAUUCAUACUGGAGGGAAGUCCUACAAAUUUAAAGAAUGUGUAAAACCAUUUAAAGAUUACUCAAUCCUUUAUCAUAGCAGUGACAAACCCUACAUAUGUAAAGAAUGUGGUAAAGGUUUUAGUCAACCUUCAACCCUUACUAAACACCAUAUGAUUCACUGUGGAGAGAGCCCAUACAAAUGGAGGAAAUGUGUCAAAGUCCUUAAGUAUCACUCAACCCUUAUUAAACACCACAGUAUUUAUAAUAGAGAAAAGCUCUACAAAUGUAAUGAAUGUGGCAAAAGUUUUAAUCGAAGCUCAAACCUUAUUGUUCACCGUAGAAUUCAUACUGGAGAGAAGCCAUACAAAUGUGAAGAAUGUGAGAAAGCCUUUCAUCAAAAAUCACACCUUACUCAACACCAAAGGAAUCAUUCUGGAGAAAAGCCCUACAAGUGUAAAGAAUGUGGCAAAGCUUUUACUACAAGCCUUAUAGCUCACCAGAGAAUCCAUACUGGAGAAAAGCCAUACAAAUGUAAAGAAUGUGGCAAAGCUUUUACUGUUAGGCCAAGCCUUAUAGCUCACCAGAGAAUUCAUACGGGAGAAAAGCCAUACAAAUGUAAAGAAUGUGACAAAGCUUUUACUCAAAUCUCAAAACUUAUUAUUCACCAGAGAAUUCAUACUGGAGAAAAACCAUACAAAUGUAAAGAAUGUGGCAAAGCUUUUAUUGAAAGAUCAUACCUUACUCAACACCAGAGUUUUCAUACUGGAGAAAAGCCGUACAAAUGUAAAGAAUGUGGCAAAGCUUUUUAUCUAAACUCAAAACUUACUGUUCACCAGAGAAUUCACACUGGAGAAAAGCCCUACAAAUGUAAAGAAUGUGGCAAAGCAUUUAAUCAAAACCAAGUCUUAAUGUACACCAGAGAAUUCAUUCUGGAGAGAAACCAUACAAAUGUAAAGAAUGUGGCAAAGCAUUUAAUCAAACCUCAAGUCUUAAUGUACAUCAAAAAAUUCACACUGGAGAGAAAACACACAAAUGUAAAGGCCAUGGAAUGA